Messenger RNA from Nasonia vitripennis (jewel wasp), 1803 nucleotides. Its product is annotated as muscle-specific protein 20. The transcript is spliced from 8 exons. Gene Ontology annotation, cellular component: plasma membrane. Gene Ontology annotation, biological process: detection of chemical stimulus involved in sensory perception of smell; sensory perception of smell. NCBI's taxonomy places the organism in Eukaryota, Metazoa, Arthropoda, Insecta, Hymenoptera, Pteromalidae. Gene Ontology annotation, molecular function: olfactory receptor activity; protein binding; odorant binding. The record is from RefSeq and is a predicted model, not a curated record. Bases 1088 to 1642 code for a protein of 184 amino acids.
AUACUCGGACGCUGGCCGUAUCAAGCCAAGCGUUCCCGGAUCUUUCUUCUCAGUCUGUAUUUCGUUGGGAUUUUAACGGUCGUCGUGGCAGAGCUGAUACACUUUGUACGAGUGAUACGGAUAAAGGAUAUUCCAAAAAUAAUCGAUUGCCUGCCGGCGCUGAUCUUCACCUAUGGCGCGAUGGUCAUGAUAUUCAACAGCAUGAUAAAGUUCGCCGAGGUUCGCCGGGCUGAUCGAGUCUUCGUUCACGGCCUCGCUGUUGCUGCAGCUCUUUCUCAACAUGGUCGUGAUAAGCGUGACGGGCGUGCAGACCAUAAACCGCAGGGAGCAGCCCGGGGAGAUGCUCAAGUUCUCGCUGAGCAGCCUGUCGGUGAUGACGCGGCUCUUCUACAUCUCGUGGCCCGGCCAGAAGAUGAUCGACCACAGCCUCCGCGUGCGAGAGCUAGUGUGCAGCGUCGCUUGGUACGAGCUGCCGGCGGGCUCGAGGAGGCUUCUGCUGCUGAUGCUGCUCAGGAGCUCGAGGGCUUGCCACAUCACGGCCGGCGGCAUGUUCCCCAUGAAUUUCGAGACUUACUGCAGGGUGAGCUUUCGAGGCUUUAUAAAAAUAACUUGGCCGUCCAUCUCUCUCUCUCUCUCUCUCUCGCUCUCCCCCGCUCUGUUCCAGCUCAUGCAGACUUCGAUGUCCUACUUUACCAUGAUUCUGUCGACGCAGUGAAUUUCCCAUCGAUGUAUGCCAAUAAAGUUUAGCUCUUUGCGAUAGUCAAGCGAGGCAGUUUCUCUAUAGUCGUGUAUAGACAGGGGGUGCAGCGUAAGUACGUAGAUAUAGCUCCGAAUUGAUCUCUCGAACCUUCAUCGGCGCGCGGCGGCGAGUCAGCGUAUCCGAUAAUAUUAGACUAUCCACGAUCCACAUUUUCCUUCCCCCCUAUUCGCGCGAGCCGCGACCGCCAAGGCUGCGCGCGUGCGGACCUGUUGGCCGUUGUGCGCGGAGCGGAUAGCGGCUCUAUAAAGCCAGCCGGCCGAUCGGCGCCGGCACCACUUUGCUCCUCGGCAGCCGCAAACCCGCUACUCGCAGACGCACCGCCCCGACAUGGCCCUCGAACGUCAAGUCCACGCCAAGAUCCUGGCGAAGCGCGACCCGGAGCAGGAGCGCGAGGCCCAGGAGUGGAUCGAGAGCAUCAUCGGCAACAAGUUCCCCGCCGGCCUGCCGAUCGAGGACGUCCUCAAGGACGGCGUCGUGCUCUGCGAGCUCAUGAACAAGAUCAAGCCCGGCUCCAUCAACAAGGUCAACACCUCCGGCGGCGAGUUCAAGAUGAUGGAGAACAUCAACAAGUUCCAGAAGGCCCUCAAGGAGUACGGAGUCAGCGACGUCGACGUCUUCCAGACCGUCGACCUGUGGGAGAAGAAGAACAUCGCCCAAGUCGUGACGACCCUCUUCGCCCUCGGUCGCGAGACCUACAGGCACCCCGAGUUCCAGGGCCCCAACCUCGGCCCCAAGCCCGCCGACGAGUGCAAGCGCGACUUCUCGGAGGAGCAGCUCAAGGCUGGCCAGACGGUGAUCGGCCUGCAGGCCGGCUCCAACAAGGGAGCCACGCAGGCCGGCCAGAACAUGGGCGCCUCCCGCAAAAUCCUCCUCGGAAAGUGAAAGGGGCGCAUCCUACACUCUCACUUUUCAUGUAUAUAUACUCCUAUACGAUUUAUACUGCGUACGCUCUAUGAUACUUGUUUGAUCUACUUUUGUAAUGGAAUAUAAUAUAGACGCAUCGUAUAUAUAUAUAUAUGUGCGUGUGUGUUUGUGUAUAUAUA